Molecule: messenger RNA, 7741 nt
Organism: Ailuropoda melanoleuca (giant panda)
Lineage: Eukaryota; Metazoa; Chordata; Mammalia; Carnivora; Ursidae
Gene: ERCC6
Product: ERCC excision repair 6, chromatin remodeling factor
Exons: 21
Coding region: 125-4570 (1481 amino acids)
Biological process (GO): transcription-coupled nucleotide-excision repair
Cellular component (GO): nucleus
Molecular function (GO): ATP binding; ATP-dependent activity, acting on DNA
Source: RefSeq, a predicted model, not a curated record
CUUACAGCGGACAAAAGACGCAUGCGCCGCGGCGGGUGCCAGUCCGGCUUCCACGGCUGCUGGCGGCGGUGUUGUCUUCAUUUCCGUACGGGUGGCCGCGCGGCCCUGGGAUAGUCGGUAGAGGAUGCAAAAUGCGAGAAUCCCCCACUCAAAUCAAACUCAGGAGCAAGACUGUUUGCAAAGUCAGUAUGUCAGUGAUAAACAAGAAAUGACAAUCAAGCAAGAGAAUGAUGCCAAUGUGGAGGUGGAGGAAAGUCUCCCCUCUUGUUCCUCUGCUAAUGGACCAUCCACUUCUGCCGAGGGGUGUUUAUCGGAAGUUGCGAGGAGAGGGCCGGCCCCGCUGCACAUCGACAGACAUCAGAUACAGACAGUGGAGCCGAGUGCGCAGGCCCUUGAACUGCAGGGGUUGGGUGUGGAUGUGUAUGACCAGGACGUGCUGGAACAGGGUGUGCUUCGGCAGGUGGACAGUGCCAUUCAUGAGGCCAGCCGUGCGGCCCAACUUGCCGACGCGGAGAAGGAGUAUCGGUCAGUCCUGGACGACCUCACGUCAUGUACAACAUCCCUAAGGCAAAUCAAUAAAAUUAUUGAACAACUUAGCCCUCAAGCUGCCACCAACAGAGACAUCAACAGGAAACUAGAUUCUGUAAAACGACAGAAGUAUAAUAAGGAACAACAGCUAAAGAAGAUCACAGCAAAACAAAAACGUCUCCAGGCCAUCCUUGGAGGAGCGGAGGUACAAGUUGAACUAGAUCAUGCCAGUCUGGAGGAGGAGGAUAUAGAACCGGGGCCGUCCUGUCUCGGCAGCAUGCUCAUGCCUGUCCAGGAGACAGCUUGGGAAGAGCUCAUCCGCACUGGCCAGAUGACACCUUUUGGAACCCAGAUCCCUCAGAAACAGGAGAAAAAGCCUAGAAAGCUAAUGCUCAAUGAAGCGUCAGGCUUUGAAAAGUAUUUGGCAGAUCAAGCAAAAUUGUCUUUUGAAAGGAAGAAGCAAGCUUGUAAUAAAAGAGCAGCUAGAAGAACCACGUCCUCGGUCUCUUCUGAACUGAGCGCAACGCUCAAUGAAAACAAACCAAAUGAGCGAAGCAAAGUUCUCUCGAAAACAGAUAAGCGCUUGAAAAAGCACAUCAAGAAGCUCCAGAAGAGGGCUCUUCAUUUCCAGGGGAAGGCGGGCUUGCCAAAAGGAAAGAAGUCUUUGGAGUCUGACGCAAGGGCAAGGGCAGAGGGGAGCUCCGAGGGUGACGAGUCAGAGUACUUGCCCACGGAGGAGGAGCUGGAGGAGGCAGAGGGGGCCGAGCUGCCGGGAGAGGGCCCGGACUAUGAACUGAAGCCUGGGCUCAAGCACCAGAAACAGCAGAAAAAAGUCAUGGUGCAGGAGAUCGAGGAUGACUUUUUUCCGAGUUCUGGGGAAGAAGCAGAAGCCGCCUGUGGAGGAAGAGGUCGAAAAGUAGUGAGAUGCCGAGAUGAUGGAGAUGAAGAUUAUUAUAAGCAGCGGUUAAGGAGAUGGAAUAAGCUGAGGCUGCAGGACAAAGAGAAGUGUCUGAAGCUCGAAGACAAUUCUGAGGAGAGCGAUGCGGAGUUUGAUGAUUUUAAAAUGCCGGGUUUUCUGUUCAAAAAGCUUUUUAAGUACCAGCAGACAGGUGUUAGGUGGCUGUGGGAAUUGCACUGCCAGCAGGCAGGAGGCAUUCUGGGAGACGAAAUGGGAUUGGGCAAGACCAUCCAGAUAAUUGCCUUCUUGGCAGGUCUGAGCUACAGCAAGAUCAGGACUCGUGGUUCAAAUUACAGGUUCAAGGGGUUGGGUCCGACUAUAAUUGUCUGUCCAACGACAGUGAUGCAUCAGUGGGUGAAGGAAUUUCACACGUGGUGGCCUCCGUUCAGAGUGGCAAUUCUACAUGAAACCGGCUCCUAUACUCAAAAAAAGGAGAAACUAAUUCGAGAUAUUGCUCAUUGUCAUGGCAUUUUGAUCACUUCUUACUCCUACAUUCGGCUGAUGCAAGAUGACAUUAGCAGGCAUGACUGGCACUACGUGAUCUUGGAUGAGGGACACAAAAUUCGAAAUCCGAAUGCUGCUGUCACCCUUGCUUGCAAACAGUUCCGCACCCCUCAUCGCAUCAUCUUGUCUGGCUCGCCGAUGCAAAAUAACCUCCGGGAGCUGUGGUCGCUCUUUGACUUCAUCUUCCCAGGGAAGUUGGGCACAUUGCCCGUGUUCAUGGAGCAGUUCUCGGUCCCCAUCACCAUGGGGGGGUAUUCAAAUGCCUCCCCAGUGCAGGUAAAAACUGCUUAUAAAUGUGCGUGUGUCUUACGAGAUACCAUAAAUCCAUACCUGCUGCGGAGAAUGAAGUCAGAUGUCAAAAUGAGCCUUUCUUUGCCAGACAAAAAUGAACAGGUCUUAUUUUGCCGUCUUACAGAGGAGCAGCAUAGAGUCUACCAAAAUUUUAUCGAUUCCAAAGAAGUUUACAGAAUUCUCAAUGGAGAUAUGCAGAUUUUCUCUGGCCUUGUAGCCCUAAGAAAAAUCUGCAACCACCCUGAUCUCUUUUCUGGAGGCCCAAAGAAUCCUAAAGACAUUCCAGACGGUGAACUAGAAGAAGAUCAGUUUGGAUACUGGAAACGUUCUGGGAAAAUGAUAGUAGUUGAGUCCCUGUUGAAAAUAUGGCACAAGCAGGGUCAACGAGUAUUGCUGUUUUCUCAAUCAAGACAAAUGUUGGAUAUACUUGAAGUAUUCCUUAGAGCUCAAAAGUAUUCUUACCUCAAGAUGGAUGGUACCACUGCAAUAGCUUCAAGACAGCCGCUGAUUACAAGAUACAACGAGGACACAUCCAUAUUUGUGUUUCUUCUGACCACUCGGGUGGGUGGCAUAGGAGUCAACCUGACGGGGGCAAACAGAGUCAUCAUCUAUGAUCCUGACUGGAACCCAAGCACAGACACGCAGGCCCGGGAGCGAGCAUGGAGGAUAGGCCAGAAGAAACAAGUGACGGUGUACCGGCUGCUGACUGCGGGCACCAUUGAAGAAAAGAUUUUCCACCGACAAAUUUUCAAGCAGUUUCUGACAAACAGAGUGCUGAAAGAUCCGAAGCAAAGGCGAUUUUUCAAGUCCAACGAUCUUUAUGAGCUGUUCACUCUGACGAGUCCUGACGCAUCCCAGAGCACUGAAACAAGUGCUAUUUUUGCAGGAACUGGCUCAGAAGUUCAGGCUCCCAAACUCCAUUUGAAAAGAAAACUUCCGCCGGCCUGUGGAACAGACCAUAAUGUUCCAAUAUGCAAAAAGUUCCCUGAUUCUAAUGCAGCCACAAACGAGGCCACAUCAUCUGAAGAGAAGUCUGCAGCUACAGAAGCUGAAGUAAAUGCAGUGACUUCUGAUCCAGGCGAUCCUUUGAAAGAUGCCCCCCAAACACCUUGGAGUCUACCUGGCAGUGACGGACCAGGAGAAGAGGCGAGCACGGUGUCUGGACUAGAAGAGUCGUCUGUGAUUAGUGGACGUGGGGAUUGUUCGGAUUCUCUGACAAUCAGCAGAAUGGAUGGGCUCUCUAGUGAGGAAAGCGUCAAUGAAAAGCAAGGUCUUUGCGACAGAAGAGAAAGCUGCCAGGCUCAAACAGAGCCUCUUUGGGAGAAUAAGCAAAUGGAAAGUAAUUUUUCUAAGCACAAGUCAAAAACGAAACAUAGUGCGCCAGAAGAGCCCCUAGAGCAGCAUCGGAGGCCGACGUGGAAGCCGAAGAGCUCCAAGCAUCGCAGAGAUGCCAAGUUUGAAGGCACUCGAAUUCCACACCUUGUGAAGAAAAGGCGGUACCAGAAGCAGGACAGUGAAAACGAGAACGAGGCUGUCGAGCAGAGCAAUGACGAUUAUGUCUUGGAAAAGCUUUUCAAAAAGUCAGUCGGUGUGCACAGUGUCAUGAAACACGAUGCCAUCAUGGAUGGAGCCAAUCCAGAUUAUGUGCUGGUAGAGGCAGAGGCCAACCGGGUCGCCCAGGAUGCCCUGAAAGCCCUGAGGCUCUCUCGUCAGCGGUGUCUGGGAGCAUCGUCUGGUGUUCCCACCUGGACAGGCCACCGGGGGAUUUCUGGUGCACCAGCAGGAGUAAAGAGUAGAUUUGGUCAGAAAAGGAAUUCCAACUUCUCUGUGCAGCAUCCUUCCUCAGCAUCUUCAAAGGAGAAAUGCCAGGACAGUGUCACGAGAAAGGAUGGAAAGGAUAAUGCUUCUGAGCACUUCAGUGGAAAAGUGGAAGAUGCAGAGUCUUCACCGGGGGCCCUGUCUUCGUCUUCACUGUUGGCUAAAAUGAGAGCUAGGAACCACCUGAUUCUGCCAGAGCGGCUGGAAAGUGAAAUUGCGCACCCAGAGGCAUCUGCUCCGCUGUCCUCCACCACGGAACACGAUGACCUGCUGGUGGAAAUGAGAAACUUCGUGGCUUUUCAGGCCCGUGUGGACGGCCAGGCCAGCACUGGCGAGAUACUGCAGGAGUUCGAAUCCAAGUUAUCAGCCUCCCAGUCUUGUGUCUUUCGAGAACUGUUGCGAAAUCUUUGCACUUUUCAUAGAACUUCUAGUGGUGAAGGAAUUUGGAAACUUAAGCCAGAAUACUGCUGAUCAACAUUACUUUUUAAACUAUCAAUUUCCUAAUGGAAAUUUCUGAUUAUUAAUCUUAUGAUUAAUAAUCAUGUUCCUCAACAGAUGUUGGCUGCAUUUGAUGUUUACUUUGAAUGAUAUCUACCUCAUCAUUUAAAACUUCAAGGAAGAAGAAAUUCAUCUGUAAAACUUAAAAGUUUUAAAAAUACUUGGGUUGAUUUUUUUAUUUUGGCACUAUGAAUUAUGUUACAAAAUCAGAGACCUAACUCCUUGGAUCACAUUUGUUCCUUUCCCCAAAAGAUGCUGUCAGGGAGCACGUUACUGCUCAGUUAGGUGUUUGUAGACUAGAAAUCUCAAGAACUGUUUUUUUUUUUUUUUUAAAGAUUUUAUUUAUUUAUUCGACAGAGAUAGAGACAGCCAGAGAGAGAGGGAACACAAGCAGGGGUAGUGGGAGAGGAAGAAGCAGGCUCAUAGCUGAAGAGCCUGAUGUGGGGCUCGAUCCCAGAACGCCGGGAUCACGCCCUGAGCCGAAGGCAGACGCUUAACCGCUGUGCCACCCAGGCGCCCCUCAAGAACUGUUUUUAUUGGUGCUAAAAACAUGUCUUAUAUUCAGUCAGACCUGUUCAAUAAAUUAGUUCACCAGUAUCUGAUAACAUAUUUAUUUUUGGUGCAUAGCUUUUAAACGUUUAAAUUUAUCAUAUGACACCCAUAAAAAAUGAGACUUACUGUCUUUUGAAUAUAUUAAUUGCCUUUAAACAAUCUUCCUUUUAAGGUACUGUAAAUCGGCAGGUGUUUUUGUUAGUAAAGCAUGAAAUAGCUUGGUAAUGAAUGAUGAGACCUGUACUUGCAGAAGGUUGUAGUGUUCUCAGCUUAUAUUGGCUUAACUUUAAGCAGAGGGCAUCUUUUCCCCCCUAUGGGGACUGUUGGUUUUAGGAAAAUAAAAUAUAUUAUCUUAAAAAAAUACGCAAAUCUUAGAACCAAAAGUGAGUACAAAUAAAACAACCAACACACAUACGCAUACGAACAUCACUCCAGACCACAGCCGAUACGCCAUGAUUACCGUGUUGUGACCACCGUUGCGGCCCGCUCUCUCUGCUUAUGUGCUGGGAGGUGACUGAGCAUUUUUUACUUUUAUUUAUUAUUUGCUUUUCUAAGGAGGCGGAUUACUCUGUAUUGGGCAUCAUUGUUCUCCUUAUGUAUUAUCUUCUGUCCAGUUGUUUUCACCUCUCUUUGUCCUUUGCAUUCCCUGUGACUGUCCUGUUCUAGAUAUUCGGUGUUCAGCUGUUUUCUGGCUGUUGUUGAUGUAUUUAUAGUUCUGUGAUGGUGGUGUUUUGAUCCUCAGUUUAUUUUCUUAGCUUUGUUUUUCUUGUUUCCCUCUCUUUGUUGUUUUAUCAUCUCAGCUCUGAAGUCUUGUUUUCUUAAAUUCAUUACAUUGCUUAAAUUUCUUCUAGAGCUGUCAUAGUGCGGUUUGUUUCUUGUUUGUUCUCUGUGGCAUGCUGUUUUUCCUCUCUGCUUCUUCUGGAUCAUGCUUGUCUUCUUCCCAUGCCGUUUCUUUACAUCUCGCUUAUGUUUCAGGUGAGCAGCUCUGUCCAUAUCUGUAUGUUCUUCCCUGUGACCCAGAGAGAAGGGAUUUGGGUUUGGGGGUUGGGAAGAGCCUCUGCUGGGCACCAUGCAGCUCUGGUUGGAGGAUUUGUGUUUUACCCCUCCGUUCGGAGAUUUUGUUAAAUAGCUCGGGCCAAAGAAUCCCUCCCUGUAGGCAGGAAAUGUCAUGGACUCAUGAUUCCCACCAGGAUUUUCUGCUGCUUUUUUUUUUUUUUUUGAAUUCUGGCUUAUUCAUUUUUUAGAGUCAUUUAUAUAUUAGAGGAAGAAGAUUUUCUUAUUUUCUUCAGUCCGCUAUCAUUAUCUAAAAGUCAUAGAAGGGAUUUUUAAACAGCUCAAUAAAUCCUAAACUUGAGGAUUUGGCUCAGAAGGGAGUCAAAACUCAUGACUGUUUUGUUUCUGGGAAGUUCUGUUUUUAUUUUUAUUUUUGUAAUCAUUAGCCUGUAAGAAAAUUGCUUCCCCCUUAUUCUCAGAUUGAAUGCAGUUCAUUAUCUCUUUCUUUCUGAAAUCUGAACUCUACUGAGAGAAGUUUUGUUUGUUUUUUUUUAAAAGAUUUUAUUUAUUUAUUUGAGAGAGAGCAUGAGCAGGGGAGAGGGAGAAGCAGACUCCCCACUGAGCAAGGAGCCCCAUGCAGGGCUCGAUCCCAGGGUCCUGGGACCAUGACCUGAGCCAAAGGCAGGUGCAUAACCGACUGAGCCACCCACGUACCCCAAGAGUGAGAGAAGUUGUAGCCUUCUCAUCACGUAGAAAAUGCCAUCAAAGGUUAUGCUGCAGUAUAAGCAGGGUGGUCCUCACUCUUGUUCUUGUCUCAGCUCUGUCACCGGCAAGCUGGGACCUUGGGCAGGUCGCUGUCCUGCCUAUGUCUCAGUGUGGACAUCUAUAAACAUUGUCAUCAUGCCUCCCAGGUGGAGAGGCUUAAAGGAAGAUAUCUAAGUGUAAUGUUUUUAACAAUAGAGAGUAACUUACUCGUUUAGAUAGAAUCUACUUUUUGGAACUUUAAAAGCUUUGUACAAUGUAGACCGAUUUAACGUAUUUAAUGUGUUAUAUUGGUAUCAAGCAACAAUAAAGGAUUUUAAAAUUUUGUGAAGUUUUAAAACUUCCUUAGUUCAUACAUGAAUAUACUAUCACCGUUUAAAAAAUUGCAGGCAGUUAUUGUCUCCUCACUGUUUUUACUCCUAUUCCAGAGAUGAGGACUAUAGUUAGUGUGUAUUCAUUCUUCUGGGCUGUUUUCCACGGAUUUGCAAAUACAUGUGGCAGAGAUUGCUACUCUCAUGUGCGUUUCCCCCUUCUUCCUGUACUGACGAGUUUUCCCGGACGCCUGGCUGCUCCGCUGAAGACUUGGCUUCCCCGCCUCCCUUAUAGUUAAUUGUGGCCUCAUGACUGGGCAGUUGAAUGCGAGUGGAACUUCCAGACUGGGCCCUUAAAUAAGGGAUUGGUGUAUACUCCUCUUGUUGCCUGAGAUUCCAGGGGGUGGGGGUGACAUGGGAGCUGCAGAAGUUGUGUGUUGAGGCUGGAGAAGCUGGCCUGUCAGCCUUGAACUGCUUUCCUUCUACCUGUUACUUAAGAGCAAAAUAAAUUCCUGACUUGCUUAAA